CACCAGUUCUCCAGCCAUUGAACGCCACAACCAUGGCCUUGCCCCGUCAUUGUGCUCGCCCUGGAGCAGCAUUGACGGCCCAAUUGCUCGCCUCCACGCGCAUAUCAACCCUUCCAAAGAUCUGUCAGCGAAACCUCAACUCGGAUGUUCGCAUCACGAGGACCGGCAAGCCCAUCCUAACUGUUUCCGGCGGAAGGUCAUCUCUCGGAGGUUAUACCGCAACCGUCUUCGGAGCUACUGGUUUCCUGGGGAGAUAUAUUGUCAAUCGGCUAGCUCAGUCGGGAUGCACGGUUGUAGUUCCAUUCCGCGAGGAAAUGGCCAAGCGUCACCUCAAAGUCUCCGGAGAUCUAGGGAGAGUGGUGUUUCUUGAAAUGGACCUUCGGAAUCUUGCGUCAAUCGAGGAGAGCGUUAGACAUUCCGAUAUUGUCUACAACCUGAUAGGGCGAGACUAUCCCACGAAAAACUUCUCCCUCGAGGAUGUACACGUUGAAGGAACAAGGCGAAUCGUCGAAGCGGUAGCAAAAUACGAUAUUGAUCGAUUUGUCCAAGUCUCCUCACAUAGCGCUAAUAUCAACUCACCUUCGGAAUUCUACCGCACUAAGGCUCGCGGAGAGCUAGUAGCAAGAGAGAUCUACCCCGAAACAACCAUCGUCCGACCUGCACCAAUGUUCGGCUUCGAAGAUCGUCUCCUCAACACCUUAGCUGGUGUCACUAACGUUAUUACCUCAAACUAUAUGGAACAGCGAUUCUGGCCUGUCCACGCAAUUGAUGUCGGUAUGGCUUUAGAAAAGAUGCUUCACGAUGAUACCACGGCCGCUGAGACUUAUGAACUGUACGGACCGACUGACUACUCGAUGGCUGAGAUCUCAGAGCUGGUCGAUAAGGAAAUCAUGAAGCACAGGCGGCACGUCAACAUCCCGCCUCGAAUCAUGAAGCCGGCCGCCAGGUACUUAAACAAAUACCUCUGGUGGCCAAUUGCAUCGGAAGAUGAGGUUGAGAGAGAGUUCAUUGACCAAACGAUCGACCCUACUGCAAAGACCUUCAAAGACCUUGAUAUCGAGCCCAUUGAGCUGAGUACCAUGACUUACGAGUACCUAAAAGGAUAUCGUAGCUCAGCACACUACGAUCUGCCGCCGAUGAGCGAGCGUGAAAGAAGGGAGGAGAAGAAGUAUUUGCACGUCAUUGAUGAUCAGUAGUUGCAUGUUUACCCGUUCGGAGAAGCCAACUUGUACAUUUUUCUGGCCCAGAGACGGUCAAAUAUUAGUCGCAUAUUUCCUUGUGUACAUU
Molecule: messenger RNA, 1287 nt
Organism: Lindgomyces ingoldianus
Lineage: Eukaryota; Fungi; Ascomycota; Dothideomycetes; Pleosporales; Lindgomycetaceae
Product: NADH-ubiquinone oxidoreductase-like protein 40 kDa subunit
Exons: 8
Coding region: 33-1196 (387 amino acids)
Cellular component (GO): mitochondrion
Molecular function (GO): protein-containing complex binding
Source: RefSeq, a predicted model, not a curated record